Coprinopsis cinerea okayama7#130 is the source of this 1713-nucleotide messenger RNA. RefSeq lists its product as hypothetical. The transcript has 2 exons. Bases 1 to 1713 code for a protein of 570 amino acids. The record is from RefSeq and is a predicted model, not a curated record. NCBI's taxonomy places the organism in Eukaryota, Fungi, Basidiomycota, Agaricomycetes, Agaricales, Psathyrellaceae.
AUGUCGGACGCCAUGCAAGUUGACCGUGUUGAUGCGGUUACGACCGCGCCCAACGCUGGCGAAGACGCGUCUCAUCGUUCUCCACCCUCGGAUCUUGUCAAUGACCAACAUCACAGCCCCAACACCAACAACGAUGGAGCCUGCUCUCCGAAAGAUAACACUACCUCUAUAUCGCCACGGGACGGGAAAGAGGAUCAUCGACGAUCUGAGGAAUUGGAGGACGCUCGCGAGACCAAACGGGCGCGAACAACCGUGAAGCAAACCACUCUCACAGCUCAUUUCAGCAAGAAGGACAAGGACAGUAGCAUAGGCACAAAGAAAUCCGGUGUAUCGCACAACACGGAUUCACCUCCCAUUUCUACCUCGACUUCACGAGACUCGUCGACCAACCGAGACUCACGCUCGUCGACCAAAGGAAAGGGUACCAACAACACAUACGCAGCUAUCAAAGAACAGCUCAAGGAAAUUGCAGCUUCGACAUUGGACGCCAUCGACGAAGGGUCGUACGAGUGCGAUGGGAAGCGAUACCAACUCCGCGACACAGUGGAUGACAUGAUCCAGAAAACCGAAUACUACCCACCCGAGUCCGAGUUGAAGGAAUGGCGGACUGGUGGGCUCGCCAAGCACCUGAAGACAGUAGGUGAACGAGUAUGGGCGCCUUUGGAUGAGCACAGCAGGGGUGAGGCGGAUGUGUCUCUGUCGGAACAAUCGACGCUGGAAGGAGCGAGAUACUUGUACGCGAUCCUGGAUUCAUUGCCUGAUGAAGAGGGCGUGGAUAAGAGGAUUGGUGUUCUCAACUUUGCGAGUGCGAAGAAACCUGGCGGCGGGUUCAUCAACGGUGCUCGAGCUCAAGAAGAGUCAAUAGCGCGCUCGUCAACUCUAUAUGCAUCCCUCAUGAUCGAUGUAGCCCAGAAAUUCUACGAGUUGCAUAACAAGGACCCAAGACAAGGAUACUACACCCAUGCAAUGAUUUAUUCCCCGGGUGUGCAACUCCUCAAAGAUGAUACAGGGAACUGGCUGGAACCGAUCGCAGUCGACGUUUUGACCAGCCCGGCCGUCAAUGCAGGCAUCGUCCGACGCGAUGGUCGGGACAGGAAGGAAGAUCAGGACGACGCCGGAGGAUCUCCGAAGGACCAAAGCAACGGCGAGGACAGUAAACAUUCAAGGACAUCGAAACCCAGGGGCAAAUGGAGCUGGAAAUCCGCCUCGAAACACAAACGACUGACCGACUCGGAAAUUGAGUCUGCAAUCACCAGGACCAUGUACGAACGAAUGGCCCGACUGCUCUAUCUCUUCGAGCUCCAGGGUGUGAAGAAUCUCGUCCUAGGCUCGUUCGGAACAGGUGUUUUCCAAAACAAAGUCGAUAUAGUGGCAAGCCUCUGGGUAGAGUUGGUCAUGAAGGAAGGGGCGAGGUUCAGAUGGAGUUUUGACCGCGUGUUGUUCGCAGUCAUUGGGGAUGAGACGUUUAAAACAUUUCAAAGAGUGUUCGGGGAGAAGAAGGCUGUUGGUGAUGGUAGACCGAGGUUCACAUUAGACGACUGGACCGAUGUCGCCUUGGAAGUUGCUUCUAAAGGCCAGGCGUCACCAGUGGAGGGCGACGAGAGCCCAAGUAGGGAAGUAAGUCAGCAAAACGGAGAGAAGGCAGGGCAGGCGUCGGCGAAGCAGGCUGUUAGUUUGGCGGCCGACGUCUCCAUGCAGGAUAUUUCGGUUUGA